This is a messenger RNA of Fimicolochytrium jonesii, 898 nucleotides long. RefSeq lists its product as uncharacterized. Bases 150 to 770 code for a protein of 206 amino acids. The record is from RefSeq and is a predicted model, not a curated record. NCBI's taxonomy places the organism in Eukaryota, Fungi, Chytridiomycota, Chytridiomycetes, Spizellomycetales, Powellomycetaceae. The transcript is spliced from 4 exons.
UUAGUUCUGUGCCAUCACCUGAAAUCAAACCAAGUAUUCCCACGGUUGAAGAGUUGCAAUCCAGACUCAAAGCAAUAGAGGCACGGGAAGCUGUUCAGAACGCUAAAGAGGCUGAAUGGUCCAAAAUUGUGGCCGAACGCGAGGCACAAAUGAAGGCGUCCUUGCAGAAUCACGAGGAGCUGCUGGAACGACGGUACCAUCAAAUGGAAAAGGAGCUGAUGCUGGAGAUAAAAGCGAAGGAGCAGGAUCUGUUGAGAAAGCAAGCCGAGCUCGCUGAAGCACGGGCGGAACUGCAGGCGCAAGAGAAAGUCUCGCUGCAGCAAACUCGGGUCAGGUCACGCGCAUCCUAUGUCAUGCCUCUUGGAGAAAAGAACUCAGACGAUCGAGAAAAUAUCUUCACGUCGGCGCUGGGCUCAUUAGGGGUGCUCGGUCGGGGCAGAAGCUCCAAAUCUUCACACUCGGCUCUGAGUGGCCUACCAACACCCCCAACAACCGCCCCUAGCAGCACGGGCAUCCUCACAUCUUCAAAUCGGCAAGUGCUGACAUCAACAAAAUCAGAAACCACACGAGCGACAGGGUCAGGGGGUCGGCCGACUAUGCCGGCCUUACGUCGUGUGCAGUCAGUGCAAGUCUCGGGCUCCCCAACCAGAACGAAGGUAUCAAACACCGUGGAAGCCCUUGUACAAGGCUUCCAAGAUUUUGCCGUCACCCCAUCGCCUGCACGGUCGAGACACGGUCGGGACUAUUCAAUGAUGCACAUCUCGCCGUGAUGAUGUAUAUCAUCAAACCCCGUCGUGACCGAGCUCCCUCGGAGAAACUUUUGGACCCAUCGCCCCUCUCCCACGGUCCUCCCCCGAAACUGCAGGCUGGUGAACUCUCCGAUAAUGUCUGCAAAAUG